AUGUUCGCCAGACUCUCCGCAGCACUACUGGCCAUUAGCCUAACAGCUCAAGCCACUCAAAUCUUCAGCAACACCGGUACCACCUCGGGUUGGGACUCCACGAACAAGGAGCACCACGGGACAGUACAACAAGUGACAAACGUGGUAUACCAAGGCCCGACGGCUCUUAAAAUGACCCAAAUCUACGACUCCAGCUACACAGGCCGGUACCACUCUGAAGUCGUCAAGAACAACGUCUACAAGCGUGGCGACAGCGGCUUCUACGGCUUCACCUUCCGCCUCCAGGACAACUGGCAGUUCUCACCCGUGCAGACCUACAACAUCGCGCAGUUCAUCGCCGACUUCAGCAAUACCCACUGUGAUGAUUUCAUGCCCUCCAGCAUGGUCUGGCUCGAAGGUGACCAGCUGUAUAGUCGCGUUAAGUACGGGAGUGUCUGUGCACAGAAGACAACGACCUUCGCGAACCUCGGCACAAUUUCGGCGGGGGCGUGGCAUAAGGUUGAGAUUCAGGCGACCUGGAAGUCGGAUGGGACUGGUGUUUAUAAGCUCUGGUUGGAUGGGAAUAAGGUGCUCGAUAAGAGUGGCAUUGCGACUACUGUUGAUGACGAUCGCCCGUUCCAGUUCCGGGUUGGACUUUAUGCUAAUGGGUGGCAUGAUGAUAAGACGAUGAAGGGAACUCAGGGGACUAGGUCGGUUUGGUAUGAUGAGAUUGCUGCUGGCAGUACUUUUGCCGAUGCGGAUCCUGAUCAGUGGUGA
Messenger RNA from Penicillium soppii, 756 nucleotides. Its product is annotated as polysaccharide lyase. The record is from RefSeq and is a predicted model, not a curated record. The coding region runs from base 1 to 756 and encodes 251 amino acids. NCBI's taxonomy places the organism in Eukaryota, Fungi, Ascomycota, Eurotiomycetes, Eurotiales, Aspergillaceae. The transcript has a single exon.